AAGAAUUUGACACAAUAGAUGAUGUUGUGACAUUCUAUAAUACUUAUGCUAAAGCAGCUGGGUUUAGUGUAAGGUCUUGGACUACUCAGAAAGAGCCGGGAAGUUGUGAAAUAAGAAGGAAGGAGUAUGUUUGUUUUAAACAAGGAAAAUCUCUAAAAAUCGCGGAUGUUGGAAGAAAAAAAAGACGUCGAGGAAGCUUAGCUGAGGAUUGUACUGCCAAAAUUGUUGUUUUAAAAUCAAACUCCGAAAAAUACAUUGUUACUGUUUUUAAUGAGGAGCACAGCCACCCACUAUCAACACCAUCAAAGGUUCAUCUUUUAAGGUCCCAUCGUAACGUUUCAGCCGUAACAAAGUCUCCAACUAAACAGUUAUCCAUGGUGAAUAUACCUCAGCAUCAACAAUUCAGUUUACUUGGAGUACAAUCUGGAGGUAUAGAAAAUAUUGGGUGCACUCAAAGAGAUUUGUAUAAUCAUGCAAGGGAUAUCCGUGCUGAUUUGAAGGAGCAUGAUGGUGAAAUGUUUUAUGAGUAUUUAAAAUUGGAACAAGGAAAUAAUCCCUCAUUUACUUUUCAAAUUGAGGCCGAUGAGGAACAAAAGAUUACUCGUUGUUUUUGGUCCGAUGCAAGAUCAAGGCGGGCUUAUAAAUUUUUCGAUGAUGUUGUAAUCUUUGAUACUACUUAUAACACUAAUCGCUAUGGCCUUAUAUUUGCACCAAUAAUGGGGGUUAACAAUCAUGGUCAAACAAUUGUUUUUGCUUGUGGAUUUUUGAAUCAUGAGAGCGUUGAUGAUUUUGUAUGGUUAUUUAAUCAAUUUUUGGAAAGUAUGCUUGGUGGUGCCCUGAAGAUGAUUAUUACCGAUCAAGACCCAGCGAUGACUAAGGCAUUUCCUAUUGUUCUUCCAAAUACUUUUCACAGGUAUUGUAGUUGGUAUAUAUUAAUGAAGUUUUCUGAGAAAAUUGAUGCAACGAAGUAUAGUAUUUACAAAAGUGAGUUCUCGGCUUGCAUUUGGAAAUCAGAGACUCCUGAAGAAUUUGAUUUACAAUGGGAAAGUCUGAUUAAGAAAAGUAGGUUAGAAGGAAACAAGUGGUUGCAAGACCAAUAUGAACUUCGGUCAAGAUGGAUUCCUGCAUAUGUUAAUCACAUUUUCUCAGCAGACAUGUCAAGUAGCCAACGAGCAGAAAGUGGACAUGCAUUCUUUAAGAAAUUUGUUUCGAAGAAUAAUUCAUUGGUGGAUUUUAUGAUACAGUUUGGCAGGGGACUAGUGCGCCAACGUCACGAGGAGUUGAUGGCCGAUCACAAAGACUUGAUUGAGAAACCUAAACUUAGAAUAAAUCAUGACUUUUUGGAGCAAAUGGUUGAUAUUUACACUAAUGAGAUGUAUUUCAAGUUUGAGGCUGAAGUGUGUGACAGCUUUAACUACAAGUUACAGUUUGUUAGGGCAACUCAACAAGCAAAUUGUAAAAAGUUUGAAAGCGCCGGAAUCGUAUGUACUCACAUUAUCUCCUACUUGAUGAAAUUUGAUGCUGAAAUAUUGCCCGAUAAAUACAUCUUAAGGAGGUGGACUAAGUCUGCAAAAUCGGGGAUAGUGGUUGAUGAUAAAGAAACGAGGAAGAUGUUUACCAAUGGAGUGCGCAUCAUUAAUGAGCAAAUCGACCAAUUCAUUAGUAGCCACAUGGUUAGUGGCCGCACGGUUGCAAAGAGCUUCAUCGAGAAAAAUAAUCAAAUGAGUAGUAAUUUAAUGGAUGAUGGUACUAGUGUGGAGGAUUCUUGUACUUUUCAAAAUAGUUUCAAUGAACCCGAUCAAGUGCGAGCAAAAGGGUGCGGCAAAAGGUUGAAGGGAGGAAAAGAGAAAGCAAUGGCUAGAGCAAAAAAUAAAAAAGAUAGACGUUGCCACGGGUGUGGUAAAGUAGGCCAAUGA
Asparagus officinalis (garden asparagus) is the source of this 1916-nucleotide messenger RNA. Its product is annotated as protein FAR1-RELATED SEQUENCE 5-like. Gene Ontology annotation, biological process: regulation of DNA-templated transcription. The coding region runs from base 375 to 1916 and encodes 513 amino acids. The transcript has 5 exons. NCBI's taxonomy places the organism in Eukaryota, Viridiplantae, Streptophyta, Magnoliopsida, Asparagales, Asparagaceae. The record is from RefSeq and is a predicted model, not a curated record.